AAAUAUGUCUUAAUUCCCGUUGUUAUUAAGGACGUAACUGUAACAAAAUGGAGGAUUUGCACUCGUGUAGCUGCUGCCUGGUGCGCCCUCCGGAAAAGGGGCUCAAAACACUGUAUAAACACCUCGGCAGAACAGAGAUAUAUUACGACAUGCUUCGAGACUGCUUCGAUAUUAAUCUAAGCUUAGGAAACGAUGAGUGCGGGAUCUGCGAGGUGUGCGUGGGGCGGCUGCGGAACGCAAGCGACUUCAAGCUGCAAGUGCAGCGCAGCCAGGCCGAGCUGCGCGCGCGGCUCAAGGGAGUGCUCACUGCCAGUGACAAGUUGAAAAUCAAGCUAGAAAAAGCUUCUGGAGACGUCGCCAUAAUUCCUGGUGAAGUCAAGCUGGAAAAGUCCGAGGUGGAGAUGGCUGAUGGUGAGGUCGUAUCAGUGGCAAUAUACGGCGGGCCGCCAGCGCCCUCAGCCCAGCCCGUGCCCACCGCGUCACGCAUCUCCUUCAAGCCGGCGCCCACCGUCACCAACCUAGACGACUCCGACCCCACCCCGACCCCCAACCGCGGCACCAUACACACCUGCGACAUAUGCCACAAGUCGUUCGACCACCAAGCCCGUCUAAAGGUCCACAGGCGGUCUCACACUGGAGAAAAACCUUACUCGUGCAAAGUAUGCAACAAAAAAUUCGCACAAAAGAGCAACUUAAACGCUCAUUUCGCAUACCACAUGGGAGACUACAAAUUUUCCUGCGACUUAUGCGACACGCGAUUCACCCAAAAGUCUCACUGGGUUAAACAUAUGCUUAUACACACUGGCGAGAAACCGUAUGCGUGUGAUAUAUGCAAUAAGAAAUUUAGACAAAAAGGGAAUUUAAAUGUUCACAAAAAAAUUCAUUUGAAAAAUGAUAUAGAGCCUGGAGAAAUAACUGCGUAUAAGAGAGAGUCAGAUGAAUUUAAAGAUCGAGUACACGCUGAAUUUUUCACAUGUGAUAUAUGCAAAAAACAAUUUGCAGAAAAAAGCAACUUGAACGCACAUUUAAAAAAUCACUCUGGAGAUUAUCCAUUCACUUGCGAAAUCUGCGAAAGGAGGUUUAAUACACAGUCUGGCUUGGACGUUCAUAAAUUUGAUCACACGGGAGGGAAACCUUUUUCAUGUGAUGAAUGCAAUAAACAGUAUACAACAAAAAGUGCUUUAAGACUUCACUCAAGAAUUCACACCGGAGAUUAUAGGUACGCAUGUGACGUAUGCAGCAAACGAUUCAUACAAAAAGAGGUCUUAAGGCAACACAUGCGCGUGCAUACAGGUGAGAAACCUUACACCUGUGAGAUAUGCCAAAGAAAGUUUCCAUAUAGAUGUGGCUUAAAGAGUCAUUUGUUAGUUAUACAUAAUCAAGUCAUGAACAACCCCACUAAACCUAUUCCGACCUAUAUAUGUGAACACUGCAACAAGCAAUUCUCAAAUAAACCCGCAUUAAAAAGACAUGUACUAACACACACUGUCGGAAAACAAUUUUGCUGCGAUGUUUGUGGCAAACGUUUCGCCAUAAAGAGAACUUUAGUUAGACACAUGGAUAAACACGCCCAGAAGAAAGACGGAGAGAAGGAACCGGAAGACCCAAAACCAUAUAUGUGUGAAAUAUGCAGCAAACGGUUCUCACUAAAGAGCACCUUAAGAAACCAUAGAGAAAUACAUAAUGAAGAAAGGCCUUUUGAGUGCGAAGUGUGUCACAAGAAAUUCAGAAUGAAGAAGUGUUUGCAAGACCAUAUGAAAGUACAUGAGGACUUUAAACAACAUUCAUGUGAAGUGUGCGGCCAGCAAUUCAGACAUAAGUCUGCCUUGACGGUUCAUAUCAGACGAAUGCACUCGGAAAACAGACCACAUAUUUGCGAUGUUUGUAAGAAGGCUUAUCCAGUUCUUGCCGAGUUAAAAGCGCAUUAUCGGGUACACACCGGUGAGAGACCGUAUGCUUGCGAAGUAUGCUACAAGAAAUUCCCACGACAUGAUGGGGUCCGCAGACAUCUUAUACGAGUUCAUAAUGAGAAACCAUCUAAAUACAUUAAAUUGAAAGAAUUUAAUAAUCCUAACUGAAUUUAAAGAUCAUUAUUAUGUUUACACUUGUGAAAUG
Messenger RNA from Cydia amplana, 2115 nucleotides. RefSeq names its product zinc finger protein 271-like. Gene Ontology annotation, cellular component: nucleus. The coding region runs from base 48 to 2078 and encodes 676 amino acids. The transcript has 5 exons. Gene Ontology annotation, biological process: regulation of transcription by RNA polymerase II. Lineage: Eukaryota; Metazoa; Arthropoda; Insecta; Lepidoptera; Tortricidae. Gene Ontology annotation, molecular function: zinc ion binding; DNA-binding transcription factor activity, RNA polymerase II-specific. The record is from RefSeq and is a predicted model, not a curated record.